This is a messenger RNA of Hydractinia symbiolongicarpus, 776 nucleotides long. RefSeq lists its product as uncharacterized. Bases 3 to 542 code for a protein of 179 amino acids. Lineage: Eukaryota; Metazoa; Cnidaria; Hydrozoa; Anthoathecata; Hydractiniidae. The record is from RefSeq and is a predicted model, not a curated record. The transcript has 3 exons.
AGAUGCAAAAUCCAUUUGAAUGUCCAUCAUGUAAAGCUUCCCAGCAUAGCUGCCAUAUUGAUGGAAACUUUAAAUUAUAUCGAUUCAAAUCCUCAGGAAGACGAAAGCGGCCAACGUAUUACAAGGGAACAUUUUUCAAGACAAAUAGUGAAGUUGAUGAAUAUUUCCAACAAGUAUAUGGUUCUGAAAGAUGUAUGAAAAAGGUCGAAGUGGAUAAUAGGUGUGGUGGAAUAUGGUCUGCAGCAAGCAACUCAAAACGAAAGUCGAACUCUGUAGAAGAAACUGGAAUUGUUCUCAGUACAUGUCGACACAGGAUUGGGCAAAAAGUUUUAAAUAUGUUUCAAGGAGAGCUCUUUGGCUAUUCAAUGUACUUAAUAAAGAAUUACAAAUCAUUGCAGUAUUGUUUCACUGAUGUCAUGUGCAAAUUUUGGAAGUUUGUUACAUCUCAUGAACAUGCUAUUGCUUUAACAGUGACUCCAGCGUUAUCUGUCAUGCACGUUAAAGGGCAUGCAUUGGACUGUCAGGUUCAAACAACUUUUUAAAUUUUGUAAGGGGAAUAUGGUGAAAAUUACCUUAUACAGACUAAUAGUCUAAGUCGUGAGAUUCUCUCAGUUGUAAUAAUAAAUAUAAAUAGACUUUAAUAUUAAAUGUUGUAAGUUAGUUUGGAAUGUCAGAUUAUUUAUUUAUUUAUUUAUUUUUAGUUGCUUGUUAUAUUUUUUUUCUUUAUUUAUUUUUCGAUAGGCAUGUUUUUAUCAGUACUCUUUUUAAUAAACUAU